GCCUGGGCUCGCGCUGCUGUCCCCAGACUCCGGCUGCUGUCCCAGGCUCACCAGCUGCUGUCACCAGACUCCUGGCUGCUGUCCCCAACCGUUGCUGUCCCUGACCCAGCAGGAUGACCGAACGCCGUGUGCCCUUCUCACUGCUACGCAGCCCCCACUGGGAGCCCUUCCGUGACUGGUACUCAGUCCACAGCCGCCUCCUAGACCAGCCGUUCGGGAUGCCCCGGCUGCCCGAGGAGCUGGCAGCCUGGCUGGGCACUGGCGCCUGGCCCGGCUACGUGCGCCCUCUGCCUGGGCCGGUGGGGGAGACUGCCCCGGUGCCCGCCCUCAGCCGUGCACUCAGCCGCCAGCUCAGCAGUGGGGUAUCCGAGAUCCGCCACACGUCUGACCGGUGGCGGGUGGCGCUGGAUGUCAACCACUUUGCCCCCGAGGAGCUGACAGUCAAGACCAAGGAUGGUGUGGUGGAAAUCACGGGCAAACAUGAAGAGAGGCAAGACGAACACGGCUUCAUCUCUCGGUGCUUCACACGCAAGUACACGCUGCCCGCUGGUGUGGACCCCACGCUGGUGUCGUCGUCCCUGUCCCCCGAGGGCAUGCUGACUGUGGAAGCGCCCCUGCCCAAGCCCGCCACUCAGUCCUCGGAGAUCACCAUCCCCGUUACCUUUGAGUCACGUGCCCAGCUGGGGGGCCCUGAGGCUGGCAAAACUGACUGAUCCCGGGAGCCAAGGGGAGGCCUCCCCGCCACAGCCCUCCAGAUCCCAACCCCCACCCCCAAGCCCUGGGCCCGUCCAGCCGGCGGCUCUUUUGAUACGUGUCUGCCUUCUGAUUUUCACAAAUAAAGUUGGAGCGACUGUC
Messenger RNA from Erinaceus europaeus (western European hedgehog), 855 nucleotides. RefSeq names its product heat shock protein family B (small) member 1 (gene HSPB1). Gene Ontology annotation, biological process: response to heat; protein refolding. Bases 114 to 713 code for a protein of 199 amino acids. Gene Ontology annotation, molecular function: protein folding chaperone. The transcript has 3 exons. NCBI's taxonomy places the organism in Eukaryota, Metazoa, Chordata, Mammalia, Eulipotyphla, Erinaceidae. The record is from RefSeq and is a predicted model, not a curated record.